Messenger RNA from Sinocyclocheilus grahami, 950 nucleotides. Its product is annotated as group XIIA secretory phospholipase A2-like. NCBI's taxonomy places the organism in Eukaryota, Metazoa, Chordata, Actinopteri, Cypriniformes, Cyprinidae. The coding region runs from base 174 to 764 and encodes 196 amino acids. Gene Ontology annotation, biological process: lipid catabolic process; phospholipid metabolic process; arachidonate secretion. The transcript has 4 exons. Gene Ontology annotation, cellular component: extracellular region. The record is from RefSeq and is a predicted model, not a curated record. Gene Ontology annotation, molecular function: A2-type glycerophospholipase activity; calcium ion binding.
UGAACGAAUCGUUCAAGAACGACCCAACACUAGUAGAAGAACAACUUCGCUCAUGUAAAAGGUAAUAACAACCUUAUUAUAACGUCUCUAUUUAAGCAUGUGGGUUCUCUUUUUGGAAACAUAAGUAAAAGAAAGACUCUAGAGUUAGCCUGUGAAGAGGGACUUGUUGAACUAUGCCCUGUCGUGUCAUCCGCGUUACACUGCUGCUCGCUGCUGGAAUACUGAUUGAUGUGAUUAAAGGCGAUGGGUUUACUGAAGACAUUAAGCCUCCAGACUGGAGAAAGACCUUAAAAUCCAUCCGGAAUGGGAUUCAUAAAAUAGACAAAUACCUUAAUAUUGCUUUGGAUUUUAUCGGAGGUUCAGACGGACGGUGUAUUUUUAAGUGCAGUGACGGUAAGUUAGGGUACACACCGGUUCCUCGUCCCAAAUACAAAUCACCUCCACCCAACGGAUGCGGCUCCCCUCUGUUUGGAUUUCAGCUUGAUAUUGGGAUCCCAUCGAUGACCAGAUGCUGUAAUGAGCACGACCUGUGCUAUGAUACUUGUGGGAGAGAGAAAAAAGCCUGUGAUGAGCAGUUCCAGGUCUGUCUGGAGUCCAUCUGUAGUCAUUUACAAAUGACACUGGGCUUGUCCCAAAGUGUUCAAGCCUGUGAAUCAGCAGUGACUUUGCUCUUUGAUACGGUCAUGCACGUGGGAUGUAAGCCUUACCUGGAUAGCCAAAGAUCAUCCUGCAUUUGCCACUAUGAAGAGAAGGCUGAUCUGUGAACAGUUCAUAUAUUUAUGUUGAAGUUUGAUUGUGUGUUAUGGUCUCAGGGUACAGCAAGAUGCAAUACAAUUUGUUUCUUUGAAUUUGGUUCAUUGCAAUGUCAAAGUAAACUUAAAUUAUAAAAGAAGUGAAAUUAAUAUGAUUAUAAAUAUAUACUGAUGUGCCUUUAUUAUAUAUACACACAC